Prosopis cineraria is the source of this 3709-nucleotide messenger RNA. RefSeq lists its product as uncharacterized. The transcript is spliced from 14 exons. Gene Ontology annotation, cellular component: CCR4-NOT complex. The record is from RefSeq and is a predicted model, not a curated record. The coding region runs from base 113 to 2854 and encodes 913 amino acids. Gene Ontology annotation, biological process: protein ubiquitination. Gene Ontology annotation, molecular function: ubiquitin-protein transferase activity; RNA binding. Lineage: Eukaryota; Viridiplantae; Streptophyta; Magnoliopsida; Fabales; Fabaceae.
CCGCAUCCACAUUUCGCAGGCUCUCUCUCUCUCUCUCUCUCAGUCCGACUCACCCAGCUGCACCGCACCGCUCCAUCCUUUCGUCUCUCAGAGUUCCUUCUCAUCGACAACCAUGUGUGACAAGGGAGUAAAAUCCUGCCCCAUAUGCACUGAGGAGAUGGACUUGACUGAUCAGCAAUUAAAGCCUUGCAAAUGUGGCUAUGAGAUCUGUGUCUGGUGUUGGCAUUACAUUAUGGAAAUGGCUGAAAAGAAUGGAACUGAGGGCCGAUGUCCUGCUUGUCGUACAACUUAUGACAAGGAACGAAUUGUGGCCAUGGCAGCAAACUGUCAAAGAUUGGUGGCUGAAAUGAAUUUAAAGGAAAAAAAGAAAAUGCAGAAGUUAAAACCCAAAGCAUCAGACGGAAGGAAACAUCUUAGUGAUGUUAGAGUCAUUCAACGCAAUUUAGUGUACAUAAUUGGGUUGCCUCUUAACCUUGCAGAUGAAGAUCUGCUUCAGCGUAAGGAGUAUUUUGGCAGGUAUGGAAAGGUUUUGAAAGUGUCUAUCUCUCGAACAGCAACAGGAGUAGUCCAACAUACAGCAAACAACAGCUGUUGUGUGUACAUAACUUACUCAAAGGAGGUUGACGCUGUUCGAUGUAUUCAAUCAGUACAUUGUUUUGUGUUAGAUGGUAAAUCACUGAGGGCUUGUUUUGGAACCACAAAGUAUUGCCAUGCAUGGUUGAGAAAUUUGGCUUGCAGUAAUAGAGAUUGUUUAUAUUUGCAUGAUUAUGGCUCUCAAGAAGAUAGCUUUACCAAGGACGAACUAGUUUUAGCAUUUGCUAGGAGUAGAAUUCAACAAAUUAUUGGUGCUACAAACAAUUUGCAUCGGCGCUCGGGUAACGUCUUACCUCCCCCAGUCGAUGAUCCUAGACAUAUGUUACCAGCUUCCAGAUCAGUUGCCAAAAAUCCUUUAGACAAAAUGGAGAACCAGGUUAAGGUAUCUUGCUCAAGUAGUGGCACUGGGAAUAAUACAGCACUCCCUUCAGUGACCUCGUGGGUUAUGCGAGUGUCUGGCACUCUGCCACCACACACAAGCACACAAAAUUCUGGUAGUUCUCUGAACAGAAAAGUUGAGGUGUCCAAUGAUCCUCAAGCCAUUGUGUCUGGAGUUUCUAGCGCUGAAAGGUUGACUCUUAACACAAGAACAUCAGGUGGAGUUGCAUUUGAUGCACAUUCUAGUGCUUUGUUGGAAUCAUUAGACUUUAACAAGCGUGAUAUUGAGGGAACCAUGCAAACCCAUCAGUCAUAUGUGACUAAAGCAGGUGUUGUGGAGAAACUUCCUUCUGAUGGAAUGUCUAACCAUGGAACAUCUCUGGCAGUUACAGCAGGUGAUGGUCUAGGUGAGGUAUCUCCUGCCAGCAGAGGCUUUGUAGAGUUUUCCCAAUCUUGUGAUCUGAACAUGGACAGAGUGUUUAGCCAUAAUUCAAAUCAUGAUGUUAAGGGAUUGUGCUCAGGAUUGUCUUCACUUAGCAUUCAUAGUCAUGUUGAAGAUACAUGUUGCACUCCUGGUUCAGACAAUAUUGGUUUUACUAAUAAUUCUAUUGGUUCAUUUGGAAGGCAGCAUAUGAUGGAAGAAAACCAAUAUUCUGCUGAACAGUCCACCUGGCCAGCUUUGUGGGAAGAAAUUAUAGUGGAUGACCUACUGAACUUAGAUUGUGAGCAACCAAAAUGCAGUAAAGGCUUCAAUAAUCUAUCAUCUGGGAUUUCUUUACCUGGUUUGCCUCUGAAUCUUGAACAAUCGAGCCAUCAAGUUUGGCAGCAAGAUAAGGUUGGUCACCACAGUCAACCGGGCAAACUUUCUGACUAUUUUGAUAAUGGGACAGGUUUUGAUGAUAAAGUUUCUCCAGAUAUGGCAGAGAGCAGCAUUAUAUCAAAUAUUUUGUCUUUGGAAAUGGAUGCAUGGGAAGAUUCGUUUGUUAAGUUGUUAGGUGAAAGUGAUGAACAAUGCACAUCAUCAAAAGCACCGGUUUCAUGGAAAGUUCAUGACAAGAAUCAGUCAAGGUUUUCGUUUGCCAGACAGGAUGAGUUUUUCAAUGAGGUUUCUGAUUUUGAGCAUAAAUUUGCGGUUGUAGGGCAUGCUCCUAGUAAGUGUUUUUCACCAGGUGGUUUAAUGGAAAAUGAGGAUGCUUUGACUGGGAAAGGCAGACAUGUUUUGCCAUUAAGCAGCCCUGUAGAUAGCCAUGUUGGCAGUCAGUCCUUCCUUUCAUCUACACGUUCUGUGUCAAAUGCUCAUUCUUCAAUGCCGCCUGGAUUUCCGGUGUCUAGCAGAAUACCUCCUGGAUUUUCAUGUGGGAGAGUGGGAAAGAAUUGUAAUACUUCUGUGAGCCGAUUGCAAGGGCAAUAUGUUCCUCCAUCUGGACAUGUUGGCAGGUUUAGAGAUGAAGUUAGUGAUCCGGCAACAUUGGAUUUUAGUGAAGGGAAGCUAGCAGAAAAGCUGAACAAUGCAUCUCUUGACCUGAGGCAAUCUUUUCUCCCACAAUUUAACCCUGAUGAAGAUGAUGCUAGGCUUAAGUUGUUAAUGCAGCAGUCACAGAAUUUGAGAUUCUCACACUAUGUUGGGGACAGAUUUUCUCCUCAAAAUGAUUCAUAUAUAACUCCUUUAAAGCUUCCUGAUCAAUUCCAACCCAACAAUCCUUCAAUUUACCAGCAACUUAACUCCCAGCAGUUCAAUACUAAUAUGCUUUCAUCAAGUAGCCUGUGGGAUGGUUGGAAUGAUUCUUGGAACUAUAGUGGUCUGGGUAUGUCGGAGGUUUUGAAUGAUGGGCGACUGUUACAUAACAACUUCAUCUCUAAUUAUGAGAAUAUCAAGUUUUGAACACAUUCUUUUGAUGAACUGCCUUGAGAGGAUUCAAAUAUUAUAUUGAAACCAUGCCCCUACCUAAUUUUGAUUAUGUAAAGGUAUCCAUGUUGUGGCUUGUCCUGUUCAGAUAUUCAUAACCAAGAAAUAUUGAAUUCUCUUUCAAAUUCCUAUCGAGCACGUGAGGGACGAUCUGCAUGAUCAAGUGAAUGAAAAAAAGAUGUGAGGUGCUACAGAAAGGGUUCUCUUUUCAGCUUUGGAUCCCCGUAUCCAAAAAUCCGAUUCCCCUGACACUAGUGGAUUAUGAUAGACGUCAUGGUGCUCAUUCUUGGCCUCAGGUGCUUAAUUUCAUUAGCAACCACGUGUCUGGUUCUCUCUUUUAUAAAGGUGUGCAAGACAGAUGGCAACUUGGGGAUGGAAACCGGUUCUUUCUUUUCAGGUUACAUGUCUGGAGGAUUCACUAGUUCUUCAAGGUGGUUAUGUCAUGCUGGGUCAGGCUUUUGGUCAUUGUCCUUUAUGGAACAUGAGAUAGAGAACUACUGUAGUCCGAGUUGGAGUUUAUGUCUGGGACCGACAAGGUUAAGUUGGUUGACGUGAAGCUUUCGUUUUUGUUGAUGCCAACCUUCAGUCGCUCUUGAUCCGCGUUUGGAAGUUGCAUGUCUGGUUCAGGCUUGGAAGUAGGCGGAUAUGGAAAUUUUUCUCUUGCUCUGUCCGAGUGAAGGGGAAGUUGUUACUAGAUUGAAUUGGAUUAUACAAAAUUGUGAGAGAUCUCGAUGAUAACCUGUUCGUAUGUGUAGCAAUAAAACCAUUUCAGUAUUUCCAAACUAAUUUACAGCUGUUCUAUAAAAGGGAGGUAGGUGACUUCCAUGUGAA